AUGUUAGCUAAAAAUUGUCUAGGAACCAGAUUGGUGAGUCCCAAACUUUUGCGAACAUCAUUGAGGAGCUUCCAUCCAUCUGUAGUAAAAUUUCAGCAGCAGUCGCAGCCUAAUUCAAAAGAGCCUAAUAUUGAACCAAAAAGAAGACCAUUGAGUAGAGUUGCCAUUGGUGGCUCAAAGGAGUCAACAAACAAGUACUAUAACAAGGGAAGCGGGUUAGAGUUUGCUACUUGGAAAGCGGUGGUGUUACUUUUCGUUGUUGGUGGUAUAGGAACAUAUUUCUUCCAGAAGGAAAAAACAAGAUUGCACGUACUUCGAGAAAUGGAACAAAAUCGUAAAAUUGGAAAGCCGUUGAUAGGAGGUCCUUUUACUUUGCAAGAUACAAAGGGAGAGAAAUUUACCAAUGAAAAUUUAGUUGAUCCCAGGGGUAAAAGAUUUUCCAUCUUGUAUUUCGGGUUUUCUCAUUGCCCAGAUGUUUGUCCUGAGGAGUUGGACAAGUUGGGCGAUAUGUUGGACAUAUUGAGGAAGAAUAAUAUCGAAAUACAACCUGUGUUUAUUACAUGUGAUCCAGCAAGAGAUACUCCGGAAGUUUUGAGCAAGUAUUUGGAAGAUUUUGAUCCAAGUAUAAUUGGUUUAACCGGAACAUAUGAUCAAGUGAAGAAUGUAUGUAAAAAAUAUCGUGUUUACUUCUCAACGCCUCCAGACGUGAAACCAGGCCAAGACUAUUUAGUUGACCACUCGAUAUUUUUUUACGUUUUAGAUCCAGAGGGUAAUUUUGUUGAUGUGAUUGGAAGAGAGGCCGGUGCGAUUGAAAGUGCCGAAAAGAUUACAAAGAAUGCAGCAGCUUUUAUUCCAACAAAGGAAAUCGAAGCUAGACAAAAGAGUUGGUUGGGAUUCCUUUAUAAGUAA
This is a messenger RNA of Lodderomyces oxycetoniae, 909 nucleotides long. It is a transcript of the gene SCO1, whose product is annotated as Cu-binding protein. The record is from RefSeq and is a predicted model, not a curated record. Gene Ontology annotation, biological process: mitochondrial respiratory chain complex IV assembly; intracellular copper ion homeostasis. Gene Ontology annotation, molecular function: copper chaperone activity; copper ion binding. Bases 1 to 909 code for a protein of 302 amino acids. Lineage: Eukaryota; Fungi; Ascomycota; Pichiomycetes; Serinales; Debaryomycetaceae. The transcript has a single exon. Gene Ontology annotation, cellular component: mitochondrial inner membrane.